CUUGGCUGUGUUUCUGUCGACGUGGGAAACAGGACCGGAUAAUAAACACACACACACACACACACACUCACUCACUCACACACACUAUGUAAAAGAAGUACACACGGACACACACCGUGACAUGUGAAGUACAUGCGCGCGCCAACAUGUGGCUCAAACCCGAGGAGGUUCUCCUUAAAAACGCGCUGAAGUUAUGGGUGACGGAGAGGGACAACGAGUACUUCAUCCUGCAGCGGAGGAGAGGACACGGGGACAGCAGCGCGGGACUGACAGGUCUCCUGGUUGGGACACUGGACACGGUGUUCGACUCCACAGCAAAAGUGGCUCCAUAUCGCAUUUUACACCAAACACCUGAUUCACAGGUCUACUGGAACAUCGCCUGCGGUGCAUCUCUAGAUGAGAUCUCUCAGCACUGGGAGUGGCUGCAGCUCAACAUCAUGCGAACUCUCUCUGUGUUCGACUCGGGUGAUGACAUCACCAGCUUUGUUCAGGGCAAGAUUAGAGGGUUAAUCGUAGAGGAGGAUAAGGUGUGUGCGGAGGACCCUGAGCGGUUCCGUGAGGCGGCUCUACGGUUCGAGCGAUUGUUCGGUUUGCCUAAACAGGAGAAACUCGUGACCUACUUCUCCUGCAGCUACUGGAGGGGCCGCGUCCCAAAUCAGGGCUGGAUCUACCUCAGCACUAACUUCCUCUGCUUCUACUCCUACUUACUGGGCAAUGAGGUGAAGCUGGUGUUCUCCUGGUGUGAGGUGAGCAGGUUGGAGCGGUCCUCGAGUGUGUUGUUAACAGAGUGUAUCCGUGUAUGUGUGAAAGACGAGGAUUACUUCUUCUCCAUGUUCCUGCGGCUGCAGCACACGUACGAGCUCAUGCAGCAACUUGCCGACUACGCCGUCGCCCGCAUGUUCGACAAGGAGAAGUACGAUGUGCAACACCCGCUCAGAGACCCGCUGCACAUCACUCAGAGGUCUCUCGAGACGCACAUGAGGAAUCAGGCGUUCCGCUCAUUCUUUCGUCUUCCACUCGACGAAAAUUUGUGCGAAGUGCACGAGUGUUUUCUCUGGCAACCAUUUAGCCACACACACACCCUCGGGAAGAUCUGUGUGUCCGAGAGAUACGCGUGCUUCUCCAGCCAGGAUGGAAACCAGUGCACCGUCAUCAUCCCGCUGUGUGAGGUGGUAAGUGUGGAGAUCCCGGACCGCAGCACUCGCGCACUGAGUGUUUGUGUACGCGGUAAACGUGCUUUCCGUUUCUCAGAGGUUCGUGAUUUGGACCGUUUAGCCGCCACAAUACGCAAGUGUGUGACAUCAUCGAGUCCUCAGCACUCCCGCAGUGGUCAGCUCGCUCUGUGUGAUGAUGAGGAGGAGAUGAUGGUGGGUCAGGUUCCGGUUCCGGUUCCGGUUGCGGUCAGCACUGAGGCUCUGAUGAACGUGUUCCAUCCACACGAUGCUGAAAAUCUCGACCCAAAAAUGCUGAAGGAGCGUAUGAAGGAGCAGUCAUGGCAGAUCCACUUUGCGGAGUACGGCCAAGGAAGCGCCAUGUUCCGUACCAGGAAAACCCGAGAGCUCGUCGCCCGCGGCCUUCCAGAAAACCUGCGCGGAGAACUUUGGAUGCUUUUCUCAGGAGCAGUGAACGAAAUGAGCACACACCCCGGGUAUUACGCGUCUCUGGUGGAUGAGAGUGUGUGUGUUAGCAGUUCGAUAGCGUGUGAUGAGAUUGAACGUGACCUGCACCGCUCGCUUCCUGAGCACCCGGCGUUCCAGAGCGACCGCGGCAUCUCCGCACUGCGCCGCGUGCUAACGGCCUACGCCAAACACAACCCCACAAUCGGCUACUGUCAGGCGAUGAACAUCCUGGCCUCUGUAUUGUUGCUGUAUGCAAGUGAAGAGGAGGCGUUUUGGCUGCUAGUGUCUGUGUGUGAGAGGAUGCUGCCAGAUUACUUUAACCGCAGGAUUAUUGGUGCCUUGGUGGACCAGGCAGUGUUUGAGGAGAUGAUGCGUGAUCACCUGACCCAGCUGACAGAUCACAUGACCGAGCUGUCGUUCCUCUCGUCUCUGUCUCUCUCGUGGUUCCUGACGCUGUUCGUCAGCGUGUUGCCGAUCGAGAGCUCCGUCAGCGUGCUCGACUGUUUCUUCUACGAUGGAAUCCGCUUCAUCCUCCAGCUCGCUCUAACCAUCAUACACUGCAACAUGUCCCGCCUCCUCCGCUGCCAUGACGACGCCGAGGCAGUCACUGCCCUCAACAGGUUUUUUGACAGUGUGGUGAAUAAGGACAGUCCACUUCCAGCCACGGUACAGCAGGCCACAGCAGCGACCAAUCACAGCGCAGAUCAGGGUACCGUAGACAUCACUGACCUCAUCAGAGAGGCAUAUGAGAGGUUUGGUGACAUUCGGUGGGAGGAUGUGGAAAACAUGCGCAAACGCAACAAACUGUACGUCAUUCACACACUUGAAGAGACGACAAAACAAAAUGUUUUGCGGGUUGUUGCUCAGGAUGUGAAGUUUAGCAUCUCUCAGCUGGAGGAGCUGUACUUACUGUUUAAGCGGCAGCACUUCCUUAGCUGUUACUGGUCAGUGAACAGUCCGGCUCUGCAGAAUCACGACCCGAGUCUGCCGUAUCUCGACCAGUACCAACUGGACCUGGACCAGUUCAGCUUGCUUUUCACCCUGCUGUUACCAUGGAAACAGGCACUAAAACCCAUGCUGGUGCGCUCAGCCUUCCGGCUCGCAGACGACAACCAGGAUGGACUCAUCAACUUCAAAGAGUUCAUAUACUUGCUGGACAUUCUAUACAAUGGCUCAUUUACAGAGAAGCUGAAGUUUUUCUAUAAACUUCAUCUCCAACAAGCAGAUGCUCCUGUCUGUAAGGCUUUGAGGUCUCAUGCCUCUCCUGUCCCUGCUGAAGGUCUCUCUUUCUCUGCUCGUCUUUCUGAGCACACUAAUGAUGGCGUGAUACGGAAAAGUCCAGAAAGAGCUCGUGGGAAGGUAGAUCUGCACGAGUACCUGAAACAGUGGCAGGACGAGUUACAGAAGAAGGAGGAGAACAUCAAGGACCUGCCUCGAAUUAAACAGGCCGAGUUUGUUCUUCUGUCUAAGACUCUGUACAACAUUUUCCAUGGUGAUGAGGAGGAAGAGCUUCUGUAUCGUGCUGUUGCCCGGGUAACCAGCUUGUUAUUACGAAUGGAGGAGGCAGGGCGAAAGCUCCAGAUACCCCAGGCACCACAGGCCACACCUCCAACAUCACAAGAAAUUGGGAGCACUUCCCCCCAAACACCUGCGUCUCUGUCCACCGAUCCUUCCCCUUCUCCUGAUACAGGCUCCGCCUCCUCGGCUACUAGUAGCCCUACAGGGACAGGUAGCUCAGCCAAGACCACGCCUCCAGACACGCCCUCUCCUCAGGAUGGGGGCAGUGACUGGAGUUUCUCGUUCGAGCAGAUUCUUGCAUCAUUACUGAACGAACCGUGCGUUGUUACAUUUUUUGAGAGGACCACAGACACACAGACACUUAUUACACACGCACAUACACACCAGCCCACGUGUGUUCACUGAAUACACACACACGUACACACACAAAAGUAAUUAGGAAAGUAAAAUUGUUAGCUGUAACAAUCAGUUGCGAAUCUGAAUGCAUAAACAUUAAUGCUAUGGAAUAUGCAAAUUAAGCAUAGCUAAUAGAAUUUAAUUUUAUGUAUUUCCCGAUUAAGUGUAAGGUUUCACUCAGUGUGUCUUUUCGUGACUAUGUGUAAGAGAAGCAGAUAAUGCUUUGAGGUUUGUCCUGUGUGUUCUGCUUUUGCCUGUCUCAAAUGAACUUGUGUGUUCUACAGUGUUAUUGUGCUGCAGUAUGUGUGUAUAAAUAAGGAUGAUCAGUGAAUAUUAAUGGACAAGAAAUCUCCAAAGUUCUUCAAAAUUAUUAUAAUUAUUACAUAAAUGCUUCAGCAUUUUUACCAGAUAAUUAGUAAUUAUUGAUUAAUAAUCAUUUAUUUAUCAGAGAUAUUAAUUAAUUAUAAACAAUGUUAACAGAUCAAAGAGUAUUUAUCUUGUCUCAGGUUAUAUACAGUGUAUAUCUGUAUUACCUAAUAAUUAACAACCUUAUAUCAUUACCAUUGUUACAAACCGUGUGUGUGUGUGUGUGUGUGUGUGUGGGAGAGAGAGAGAGAGAGACUAAGCUCUAUUGAACACACAUAUACACACACACACACACACACACACUCACACACACACUAGCUAUCUUGCCAUAACAGUGAUUGUCAUUUUGUUGAAGAUGUAUGUAUGUAUGUAUGUAUGUAUGUAUGUAUGUAUGUAUGUAUGUAUGUAUGUAUAGAAUAUGUAAAUGAGCUAAUUUCCAAUCACAAAACAGAUAUCUGGAUAUAAUAUCAUGUGACACAUCAUCAGGGGUGGUCAGGGUUUAGAUUGUGUUUUUAUGAUCAUGUUGAAAGAAAUCAUAAUGUGGACCAUGACAGCAUUGCUUUGUGUUUCUCUUUUUCUUUUUUUCUGUGCAAACACAUAUUUGUGUGUGUGUGUGUGUGUGUGUGUGUGUGUGUUUGUUCUGGCUGUUUGUGCCUCUUACUUAAGCCACUUUCAUGGAUGUCACAUAUGAAUGUAUGUACCUGUGAAAUUAAGGAGAGAAAUAAACUCAUGAAUAAGGGCAAGUUUAAUAA
Molecule: messenger RNA, 4651 nt
Organism: Clarias gariepinus (North African catfish)
Lineage: Eukaryota; Metazoa; Chordata; Actinopteri; Siluriformes; Clariidae
Gene: tbc1d8b
Product: TBC1 domain family member 8B
Exons: 21
Coding region: 147-3542 (1131 amino acids)
Molecular function (GO): calcium ion binding
Source: RefSeq, a predicted model, not a curated record